UUCUUAAAACUUGCAAAUACUGUGCCGAAAUUAACUUCUCCCCAGAAUAAAAAGGAGAUUUGGGAAAGUCACAAAAUGAAUAAAAUCUUGUCAUUACGUCUUAUAUCACCUGCACUUUUAGACACAACUGCAUUUUCAUGCAAAACUCUGUCGAAUACAGUUGCCAAUGGUAGCAGGUGUCUAAGCACAAAAGAUCCUAAAAAGAACAAGAACAUUGAAGUAAAUCCAUUGUUUACAAAUAGGAAUCCCAGGGCUUUGGAACAGAUGGGAUUAGAACCAAAGAGAAAAGGUUGGAAGUUUCAGGCACCAAGAAAAGAUUUUUACCACAGGCUAGUGUACGACUCCAAAAAAACCAAGGCAUAUAUUGAACAUUGGAAAGGGAAGAUAGUACUAGAAGCAUCAUCCUCGGAACCAAAUGUUUUAAAAUACUUAUAUAAUGCCCAGGAUGUAAGUGCUAAUCGUAAUAUAGGACAUCUUUUAGCACGAAGAAUGUUAGAGGCGGGAAUCACGAGGGUGUUUUACGAGGCUGAAGCUGAUGAUGCUACCUCUUUGAAGAGGGCUGCUUUUCUUCAAGCUCUCAAAGAAAACGAGAUUGAAUUAAGUGAACCGGAUGAGGUCGUGCAUGAAGUAAUUCCUGGCAUAGAUUAUGAGGGUUAUAACAGGCUGAAUGAGCAGAAGGUUUACAAGACCAGUUACCAGUAUUUACAUAAGAAGUCGGGCAGGAAACUUCAUCGUAGUCAUCCUUUGAGUAAGAUAAAAGUUAGACCACCAAAAUUUGAGAUGUAGAAAGUGAAAAACAGGACAUGUGUAGAAUCUUCCGAGUGAUUGAAAGCAGUUUAGAAUUUCUUGCAUGGCGUACAUAUAUAUUUAAUACACUUGGAAAAAUUAAAAAUCAAUGAUCAUAACAAUACAUUCCUAAACAGAAAAAGUUAAAAUUUAUUAUAUUUAACUUAAGCAUGCACUAGUUUAUUGUGAAAUAUUUAUAUUUGAUGUUGAGAGUGAUUGUGCGAUAUAAAAUACCCAAUAUCGUUUUUAAGAAGAAAAAAAAUGAUAGAAUAUACUUUCAAAGUCA
Ruditapes philippinarum (Manila clam) is the source of this 1072-nucleotide messenger RNA. RefSeq names its product large ribosomal subunit protein uL18m-like. Gene Ontology annotation, cellular component: mitochondrion; ribosome. Bases 76 to 786 code for a protein of 236 amino acids. The transcript has 6 exons. Lineage: Eukaryota; Metazoa; Mollusca; Bivalvia; Venerida; Veneridae. The record is from RefSeq and is a predicted model, not a curated record. Gene Ontology annotation, molecular function: structural constituent of ribosome; 5S rRNA binding. Gene Ontology annotation, biological process: translation.